UACGAUAUUAAUAAUGAUAGUAACAUGAAUUUUAACCCUAUACAUAAUAUCCUCCCACUAAUUUUUUACGAUCGUAAAAGUGAUAACUAAGUAGCGGUUUACGCGUACUAAACAUACCGCUACUGUUGCAGUGUACGCGUUCUGUCGUGCGUGUCGCUGACGUUCGUUUGACCAUUAAUGAACUUAACAUUUUAUAAAAUCUUGACCGGUCAUUGCAUGUACUUGGCAGAAAUUAUUUUAAACUUAAUUGAUUAUUUUUUUUGAAGAAUAACUCUCAAAUAGUUUUUUAUUUUUUUAAUGCUAGAACUACUCAAGUAUGACCAUUUGAACUGAAGCAUUAUUUAUAUUAAAAAAAUUAUUAAUCGGAUUUCAGCACAUAUCUACACAUUCUAAUUUAAAUUAUUGAAAUAAAUAUGGAGAUUCCAGUACCGAAUCCUGUGAAAAAGGUUCCCAUUCAUUUACAGAGCUCACAAAAUCGAGUCUUGAUAAAAAAUGGAAAAUUGGUAAAUCAUGAUACAAUGGUUGAUAAUGAUAUAUUUAUUGAAGAUGGUAUAGUUAAAAUGAUUGGGCGCAAUCUUGUUAUACCAGGAGGAACAAGAGUGAUUGAUGCUAGUUCAAUGCUUGUUUUACCAGGUGGUAUUGAUCCUCAUACACAUUUUGAACUUGAAUUUAUGGGAGCGAUAUCAGUUGAUGAUUUUUAUCAAGGCACUAAAGCUGCUAUAGCAGGGGGAACAACAAUGAUUAUUGAUUUUGUGCUGCCUAAUAAAGAUGAAUCCUUAAUUGAUACUUAUCAAAAAUGGAGAUCACGUGCUACUAAUAAAGUUUGUUGUGAUUAUGGAUUACAUGUUGCUGUGACAUCAUGGUCAAAACAAACAAAACAAGAAAUGGAGGAACUUUGUAAUAAACAUGGUGUGAAUUCAUUCAAAGUGUUUAUGGCCUACAAAGGUGUUUUUAUGUUGAAUGAUAGUGAACUUUACAAUACAUUUGAAGCGUGUAAAGAACUUGGUGCACUACCAAUGGUUCAUGCGGAAAAUGGAGACAUUGUACAUGAGAAUUCAAUACGGUUGUUGAAGUCUGGUAUUAAUGGACCAGAUGGUCAUGCAUUAUCACGUUCAGAAGAUGUUGAAACAGAAGCUCUUAACAGAGCAUGUACAAUAGCUAAUCAGGUAGGAUCACCUCUUUAUAUUGUUCAUAUAAUGAGUAAACCAGCUGCUGACGCUUUGAAAAAACAUCGCAAUGAACAAAUAAAUCGCUGUGGAAAAUCUAAUAUUUUUGGUGAAACAUUAGCAGCUGCUGUAGGAACAUAUUGGGAUAAAAAUAAAUUAACUUGUUGGAAUGAUGCUGCAGCUCAUAUCUUAAGUCCCCCUUUAAGGAAUGAUCCUUACACCCCAACAUAUCUGUUAGAAAUGUUAGCCAAUGGAAAUUUACAAACAACUGGAAGUGAUAAUGCUACAUUUAGCUCAGAACAAAAAGCUAUUGGUAAAGGUGAUUUCACUAAAAUACCAAAUGGUGUAAAUGGUGUAGAAGAUCGUAUGUCAGUUAUUUGGGAAAAAGGGGUAGUAUCUGGGCUAUUGAGUCCUUGUAAAUUUGUGGAAAUAACAAGUACAAAUACUGCAAAGAUUUUUAACAUUUUUCCAAGAAAGGGUUGUAUAGCAGUAGGUUCUGAUGCUGAUAUAGUUGUGUGGAAUCCAAAUGCUAAACGUACAAUAUCAUCAAAAACUCAUCAUCAAGCAGUUGAUUACAACAUUUUUGAGGGCAUGGAAGUUCAUGGUGUACCAGAAUAUGUAUUAGUUGGUGGUCGAGUUUGUUUAGAUGAAGGUAAUCUAAAGGUUGUUCAAGGACAUGGAAAAUUUAUCCCUACACCCCCACAUGCAGAUUUUGUUUAUGGAAAUGAAAAUGUCAACGAAGAGUCUAAUGAUCAACAAGAUUAUCCACAAGAUAAUUUAAAGCCAACUGCUUUGAAAAUAUCUCCAGCUUCUAGUGUAACAAGUGAAAUUUCUAAUUGUUCAAAAUCACCAAUGAUACAUACUGGUAGAGCAAUGCGUAUGGAAGGGCAGCGAGACCUUCAAAGUUCUUCGUUUUCAAUAAGCUCUGAUUCUAAUGAUGUUAAAAAGUCAAGUAUACGUGUAAGAAAUCCACCAGGUGGGCAGUCAAAAGGUUUUUGGUAAUACAUAAGUUUUAAAUACAAGUAAAUAAUUUUAAUUUUUGCCUAGUCUAUAAAUAAAUACUAUAGGUUUAAAUUCAAAAAAAGUCUAAUAUAAAAAUAUAAACGAACAUAAAAACAAUAACUUUAUAUGACUUCAUAUUUUACUAUUUAUAAAAUUUUAUUUGGACUUUCUGUAUUUUAUUUAUAAACUAAUGUUAUCCAUUUUACUAAAAAAUGUAUUGUUUUUUCUCAUUUCAAGGAUGCUUUCUAAUUUUUAUUGUUUAAUUUAGUGUAUUUAUUUGUUAUAGUUUAUUUAUUACAUUCUUUUUAUGAAAUUUCCAAAGAGUACCCAAAUAAGUUUACAGAUAU
Molecule: messenger RNA, 2515 nt
Organism: Daktulosphaira vitifoliae (grape phylloxera)
Lineage: Eukaryota; Metazoa; Arthropoda; Insecta; Hemiptera; Phylloxeridae
Gene: CRMP
Product: dihydropyrimidinase
Exons: 13
Coding region: 414-2168 (584 amino acids)
Biological process (GO): pyrimidine nucleobase catabolic process
Cellular component (GO): cytoplasm; cytosol
Molecular function (GO): dihydropyrimidinase activity
Source: RefSeq, a predicted model, not a curated record